AGACCGCGGGCAGGCGGCGGGAGGCGGUCGGGCGGAGGCGGUGGCGACGACGGCCGGUCCCGGGACAGCGACGCAGCGCGCCGGCGGCCGCGACAGGGCCAGCCAGGCUCCGCAGCCCGCCGCAGCCGCCGCCUCGCCGUGAGGGCCCGAGAGCGAGGCGACGGGCGCGCGGCCUGUGAGGGCGGCAGGAGCGGCGGGCGCGGCGCCGAGCGUCCUGUCAGGCGGCCGAGGGCGUCGCGGACCCGCGCCGCGAUGAUGCCGAUGAUAUUAACCGUGUUCUUAAGCAACAAUGAACAGAUUUUAACAGAAGUUCCUAUAACACCAGAAACAACAUGUCGGGAUGUUGUAGAAUUUUGCAAGGAACCUGGAGAAGGCAGUUGCCACUUAGCCGAAGUGUGGAGGGGAAAUGAGCGCCCCAUACCUUUUGAUUACAUGAUGUACGAGCAUCUUCAGAAGUGGGGGCCACGAAGGGAAGAAGUGAAAUUUUUCCUUCGACAUGAAGAUUCCCCAGCUGAGAGCAGUGAACAAGGUGGCCGUCAGACCCAAGAGCAGCGAACUCAGAGAAAUGUAAUAAAUGUACCUGGAGAAAAACGGGCUGAAAAUGGGGUCGGGAACCCGCGUGUGGAGCUCACCCUCUCAGAGCUCCAGGAUAUGGCAGCCAGGCAGCAACAGCAGAUUGAAAACCAGCAGCAGAUGCUGGUGGCCAAGGAACAGCGUUUACAUUUCCUAAAGCAACAGGAGCGCCGUCAGCAGCAGUCUGUUUCUGAAAAUGAGAAGCUUCAGAAACUGAAAGAAAGAGUUGAAGCCCAGGAAAACAAGCUGAAGAAGAUCCGCGCCAUGAGAGGACAAGUGGACUACAGCAAGGUCGUGAACGGCAACCUGUCUGCUGAAAUAGAGAGGUUCAGUGCCAUGUUCCAGGAAAAGAAACAAGAAGUACAGACUGCGAUUUUAAGAGUUGAUCAGCUCAGUCAGCAAUUGGAAGAUUUAAAGAAGGGAAAACUGAAUGGGUUCCAGUCUUACAAUGGCAAGCUGACAGGACCGGCAGCAGUGGAGCUGAAAAGACUGUACCAAGAACUACAGAUUCGUAAUCAGCUCAACCAGGAACAGAAUUCAAAGCUCCAGCAGCAGAAGGAACUCCUGAAUAAGCGCAACAUGGAGGUGGCCAUGAUGGACAAACGGAUCAGUGAACUGCGUGAACGUCUUUAUGGGAAAAAAAUUCAGCUGAGCCGUGUGAAUGGCACGUCGUCACCACAGUCGCCCCUGAGCACGCCGGGCAGGGUCGCAGCCGUGGGGCCUUACAUCCAGGCUCCCAGCGCCGGCAGCGGUUCUGGCCCCGGAGACCCCGUAAAGCCCCAGUCUCUCACUAUCGCCUCGAGUGCCGCCCACGGAAGAUCCAAAUCGGAUGGCCAUGGUAAACCCAGAGUGACCAGCUCGUGGACAGUGUCAGACCUCGACGUCGGGCCUGACUGCAGCUUGUCACAGCGCCCCGCAAGCUCGUUUGCAAACCCCAAUGAUGGAAACUGGCCAACGUUAAAACAAAAUUCUAGCUCUUCGGUGAAACCAACACAGAUGGCCAGUGUGGACUGGAAGGACUCGAGCAUGGAGGGGACUCUCAGGCAGGGGGCCGUCUCCAGCCAGCCUGUGCCCUUGUCGGCCCUGGGAGCCCCGGAGAAGCCGGGCGUCGAGAUUGGUAAAGUGCCACCCCCCAUCCCUGGUCUCGGCAAGCAGCUGCCUCCAAGCUAUGGGACGUACCCGAGUCCUGCGCCCGUGGGCCCGGGCUCGACAAACUCCCUGGAGAGGAGGAAGGAGGGCAGCUCGCCCAGGCCUGGCACGGGCCUGCCCAGUCGGCAGAAACCGGCCCCACUGCCCCCUGCAGGUGGCCCCCACCACCCGGGUUCCUCACAGCAGAUUCAGCAGAGGAUUUCUGUGCCACCGAGUCCCACGUGCCCGCCAGCGGGGUUGCCCACCUUCCCAGCUGCAGACGGCAAAGCUGAGCUCCCGCUGACUGUGGCCGUCAGGCCUCUCCUGGCUGAGAAGGCAUCAAGGCCACAGUCCCCCAGGAGGGGACCCCAGACAGUGAACUCAAGUUCCAUAUACUCUGUGUACCUCCAGCAGGCCACACCACCGAAGAGUUACCAGCCAGCGGCGCACGGCACCUUAAACAAGGCAGUUAAAGCAGUGUAUGGUAAACCUGUUCUGCCGUCCGGCUCCACAUCCCCGUCCCCGUUACCAUUUCUUCACGGGUCACUGGCUACAAGCGCCUCGCAGCCCCAGCCGCCUGCAGAAAGUGCUGAGAAGGAGCCAGAGCAGGACAGCCCUGCCGCGCCCGGAGACGGGGCCUCCGUGGAGAGCCUGCCGCGGCCGCUCAGCCCCACCAAGCUCACACCCAUCGUGCACUCGCCGCUGCGCUACCAGAGCGACGCCGACCUGGAGGCCCUGCGCAGGAAGCUGGCCAAUGCGCCGCGGCCCCUGAAGAAGCGCAGCUCCAUCACCGAGCCCGAGGGCCCUGGCGGCCCCAAUAUCCAGAAACUGCUGUACCAGCGCUUUAACACUCUGGCCGGGGGCAUGGAGGGCACCCCCUUCUACCAGCCCAGCCCCUCGCAGGACUUCCUGGGCUCCUUAGCCGACGUGGACAAUGGAAACACCACCGCCAACGGGAACCUGGGCGAGGCCGGCCCAGCCCUGCCCACAGCCCCGCUCCCCACCGAGCCCGCCCCCGCCUCAGACGCCAACGACAACCGUCUCCCUUCCCCUGAACCGGAGGGGCUCAUCUGUCCCCCAGACACCCACCACACAGCUGAGCCUGCCGAGGACAACAACAACAACGUGGCCACGGCGCCAUCCACCGAGCAGGUCCCCAGCCCUGGGGCCGAGGCCCCCUCUCCAGGGGAGGAGCACGGCCCCCCUCCGCUCCCCCCCACGGUGCCCCUGCCGGCAGCCUCAACGAGCAAACGGACCAACCUGAAGAAGCCCAACUCAGAGCGGACGGGGCACGGGCUGAGGGUCCGCUUCAACCCGCUGGCGCUGCUCCUCGACGCCUCUCUGGAGGGGGAGUUCGACCUGGUGCAGCGGAUCAUCUACGAGGUGGAGGACCCCAGCAAGCCCAACGACGAGGGCAUCACCCCGCUGCACAACGCCGUCUGCGCCGGCCACCACCACAUCGUAAGGUUCCUGCUGGACUUCGGGGUCAACGUGAACGCUGCCGACAGCGACGGCUGGACGCCGCUGCACUGCGCCGCCUCUUGCAACAGCGUCCACCUUUGCAAGCAGCUGGUGGAGAGCGGCGCCGCCAUCUUCGCCUCGACCAUCAGCGACAUCGAAACCGCUGCCGACAAGUGCGAGGAGAUGGAGGAGGGCUACAUGCAGUGCUCCCAGUUUUUGUAUGGGGUGCAGGAGAAGUUGGGCGUGAUGAACAAAGGCGUGGUGUAUGCUCUGUGGGCUUAUGAGGCCCAGAACAGCGACGAGCUGUCCUUCCACGAAGGAGAUGCCCUCACCAUCCUGAGGCGCAAGGACGAAAGCGAGACGGACUGGUGGUGGGCGCGCCUGGGGGACCGGGAGGGCUACGUGCCCAAAAACCUGCUGGGGUUGUAUCCACGGAUCAAACCCCGACAGCGGACACUGGCCUGAACUUCCAUUUGGGGCACCGCACGGGCUCACCAGCAAUGAGGAGCCACUGAAGAGAUGAUUCUGCCAUUUCCCUGGGAAGCUGAGGCUAGAGGUGGCUUUAGUGGGGCUCCCUUUAGCAGACGGCGUCCACAGUGUGAAAGCCUGGCAGAGUCUAGGUGAGGCCCUUUCUCCAGUCCGCCCAUAGCUGGCAGAGAGACCUUUGCCUCCAAGAAGACUGAAUUUUGCCAAUUACUGUAAAUCUGAAUAAAUACCCAGCUCUCUACACAACUGCCCCUGUUGCCAGUAACAAGCCCUAUAAUUAACCCCUGGUCAGUUGCCAAUGAAGACAAAAGCUCUUACGGACUUGGGCCCCACGGCCGUCCCUCGAUCCCAGUGUCACCCCAGCCCCAACAGUGUAAACUGCAGCCGCUGUGAGGUGCAUCCCCUCGCUAGAGCCCUGCCCUCCCGUCUACUGGAAAUCACAGAAACCCGGCAUCUUUUUCAUCCUCACCACGUGCGUUUCUUCUUUUCAUCACCAAAGGAGCCCCUGUGUGGAGACUUCUGUCCAGCGGUGGUGCCUGAUGUAUGGGCUCCACUUCCUGUUUUGGGCCUCAGUCUAGGUCACCAGCAGGCCAUGGACAUGAGGGACCUUAAGCUUGAGUGACACGCGGUCAGGAGUCUCAACACAGCACUGCCUUCUCUGCAGCCUCUUGCUGCCCCGUGCGGUGCAGCCCAUGGGCCAGGGGGCGGGUGGACGCAGGGACACCUGCGAGGCGUGGGGUGGCUGUGGGGCAGGAGGGCAGGGCCCAGGCGCCCCAGUCCUGGCCCUGACGCCGUAACCUCUGCCCUGGUUCCAGACGUAAAGCAAGGAAGGCACGUCCCUGAAGGUUGAACUGUACGUACAGGCUUUUAUAUGCCAAAAGUAUUUUUUGACUAAACCACUCGAAACUGUCAGAACCAUGUUGGAAAUGUUUUUUUCUCAUUAAAAUCCAGGCCCUGAGCUUUAUUUUCCAUGUAUGAGUCUUGUGUGUGUGUAAUUUAUGUACAGACAUGUAGCCCCUGGCUGUGGUCACCCACCUUUAAGCACCGAUUGUACACAGCAUACUGAUGAGACGUGGACACGCUGCGGGGCAGCCUCUGCGAUGCUGCGUGCACACGCACACAAUAAAUCGCUGUCUCUCCCCUGCGGCUGCGAGUCUUGUGUUCUGGAGCCAGAACUGAGCCAAGCAGGAAGCUCAGGUGGUCGCAACACAGCAAGCGGAGGCCUGACCCAUAUUUUCAA
This is a messenger RNA of Hippopotamus amphibius kiboko, 4888 nucleotides long. It is a transcript of the gene PPP1R13B, whose product is annotated as protein phosphatase 1 regulatory subunit 13B. Gene Ontology annotation, cellular component: nucleus. Lineage: Eukaryota; Metazoa; Chordata; Mammalia; Artiodactyla; Hippopotamidae. Gene Ontology annotation, biological process: apoptotic process; regulation of apoptotic process; negative regulation of cell cycle. Gene Ontology annotation, molecular function: p53 binding; transcription factor binding. The record is from RefSeq and is a predicted model, not a curated record. Bases 253 to 3627 code for a protein of 1124 amino acids. The transcript is spliced from 18 exons.